Penicillium longicatenatum is the source of this 1671-nucleotide messenger RNA. RefSeq lists its product as uncharacterized. Lineage: Eukaryota; Fungi; Ascomycota; Eurotiomycetes; Eurotiales; Aspergillaceae. The record is from RefSeq and is a predicted model, not a curated record. The transcript has 6 exons. The coding region runs from base 1 to 1671 and encodes 556 amino acids.
AUGUCAACCAUUCAACCUCCCCACUGGAAACCCAUAGUCCUCGCAAAACGCGCGGCUCAACAAGCCCUUAUCCCAGCAGAAUGGCUUCUCCCAGAAUCAAUCUCAUCUAGACCCCCUCUAUCAAGCCUCGAUGCAAUCCGUUCAAGUGGGAUCCUCUCACCAGAUGAGUUAGCAUGGACGGACAAAACCGAUAUCCAAGAUCUAGUCUCGGCUAUUAAAUCCCGUCAUGUGACAAGUUUGCAACUUACAAUUGCAUUCUGUAAACGUGCCGCUAUUGCGCAGCAGCUGACGAAAUGUCUGACGGAAAUAUGUUUUGAGAGAGCGCUUAAGCGGGCACGGGAGUUGGAUGAGCAUCUUGGGCGGACGGGUGAGGUUGUUGGACCUUUGCAUGGAAUUCCUGUGUCGAUUAAGGACCGGUUUGAGAUUGAGGGACUUGAUACUACCGUUGGUUGGAUUGGCCUCAUCGGUAAACCGGCAAAAUCCUCGAGCGAGAUUGUACAGCUACUCGAGUCGAUGGGUGCAAUCAUGUAUGUCAAGACGAAUAUUCCCCAAUCUCUCAUGAUGGCCGAUUCCUACAACAAUGUAUUCGGACAAUCCGUCAACGCAUUCAACUACAACCUCAUCUCCGGUGGUAGUUCCGGUGGCGAGGGAGCUCUCAUCGGAUGCGGAGGUAGCAUCCUAGGCAUUGGUACAGAUAUCGGUGGUUCAAUUCGAGUACCCUCUGCCUUACAGGGACUCUAUUCUAUUUUCCCAACCACAGGACGAGUACCAUGGGAUUGCUCAUUCCGACACCAACAUUACCUCGUUCCACCUGUCGCGGGCCCAAUGGCUUCUUCACUAGCAACGACGGAAUACUUCAUGCAAAGUCUCUUAGCCUCGCAUCCUUGGGAUAUUGACCCAUCUGCAAUUCCCAUUCCGUGGAGAACGGACCUUGCUACCCCGCCUACUGACCGGAAACUCAGAAUCGGUGUGGUCAUCGACGACGGGGUUGUGAAACCCCAGCCACCUGUUACGCGGGCAAUGAAUGAAACUAUCCAUGCAUUACGUGCAGCGGGACACGGAAUAAUCGAAUGGGAUACAUCCCUUCACACUCCCGCAACGGAAAUGUGGUACAAAGCUAUUUUAGGGGAAGGAGGCGUCCACUGUCGCGAACUAUGCAAGCUAGUCAACGAGCCCCUGAUAGAGGGUAUGCUUGUUGGCACGGAGGAGGAUAUGCUAGACAUCGAUGAGCGUGGGAAAAUAGAACAAGAAAAAUAUGUUCUGUCAACCGCCAUGCUGAAACAAUGGCUUGAUACGCAUAUCGAUGCUCUGGUGAUGCCUGUCAUCCCGUGGGUUGGGUAUAAGCCUAAGACGUGGGUGAAGAGUAAGCAGUGGGUUGGGUAUACUGGGAUGUGGAAUUUGUUGAAUUAUGCGUCUGUUACUGUGCCGGUUGGUAAGGCGGAUCGAGAGCUUGAUUCUGUGGGUGGAGGGAAGGAUGUCGAGUGGGAGGAACAUUCUACCAGGAAUGAGUCUGAUUCGUUCAAUUAUGAGCAGUAUGAUAUUGAGCUUGUGCAUGGAAUGCCUAUUUGUGUGCAGAUUGUUGGUGGAAGAUUUGGUGAAGAGAAGGCCGUUGCGGUGGCAAAGGUAGUGGAUGAGUUGAUGAACCCGACUCCAUUCCAUCCGUUUAGUUGA